Cajanus cajan (pigeon pea) is the source of this 1224-nucleotide messenger RNA. Its product is annotated as GDSL esterase/lipase At1g23500. Gene Ontology annotation, molecular function: lipase activity. Gene Ontology annotation, cellular component: extracellular region. Lineage: Eukaryota; Viridiplantae; Streptophyta; Magnoliopsida; Fabales; Fabaceae. Gene Ontology annotation, biological process: lipid metabolic process. The record is from RefSeq and is a predicted model, not a curated record.
UGGAUAAGUUAUUUUGUGAGAGAGUAGUAACACUAACAGUUGUGUUGGUUUUGUUUGUUAUGAUACGAUUUCCGGAAGCAGUAGCUCAAAACGAAACAAUUCCGGCAUUGUUUGCAUUUGGUGACUCAAUCCUUGAUACCGGAAAUAAUAACAACCUUCAAACGUUAGUUAAGUCCAAUGCUCCUCCCUAUGGAAGGAAUUUUCCGGGAGGUAAACCUACCGGAAGAUUCUGUGAUGGAAAAAUACCCACAGAUUUGAUAGCAACGGCUCUGGGAAUCAAAGAAACGGUACCAGCAUAUCUUAGUGCUAACUUGAGGUCUCAAGAACUCUCCACCGGAGUAUGCUUCGCUUCAGCUGGUUCAGGAAUUGAUGAUCUCACUGCUCAGAUACAGGGAGUUAUAUCACAACCAGCCCAACUAAAAAUGUUUCAAGAAUACAUAGGAAAGCUAAAAGCAGUUGUUGGACAACAACGUGCGACAGAUAUCAUAUCCAAAAGCUUGUACCUCGUUUCCGCAGGCAACAAUGACAUUGCCAUUACCUAUUCUCAGAUAUUAGCCCCAACACAACCUUUUCCAUUAUAUGCCUCUCGUUUAAUUUCCACCACUUCAAAUUUCCUCGAGAGUCUAUACGAACUUGGAGCACGAAGAGUUUGGGUACUGAGCACAUUGCCACUCGGAUGCUUGCCUGGAGCUAGAACAGCCGCGGGAGGACUAUUAAGGGAUUGUGCAAUCCUUGAGAACCAAUUAGCACAGUCAUUCAAUGGUCAAUUAUCAACAGCAGUUAAUUCUAUCGGUGCCACCCUUUCCAAUUAUGACAUUAGGUUUAUCGAUGUCUAUACUCCUCUCUUUAAUCUCAUACAGAAUCCUCAGUCAGGAGAGUUUGAUGACGUGGCGGACGCGUGUUGCGGAACUGGCGCAUCCAAAAUAUCAGGGAUAUGUAACCUUCUCAAUGUGUGUCCAAAUCCUUCCAAAUACGUUUUCUGGGAUUUUGCACAUCCAACUGAGAGAGCUUAUCAGCUUAUUGUCUCGUCUGUACUACGGUCACACGCCAACAAUGUUUCCUCUCUCUCACACUAAUGUAUACCACUCAUGAAGAUGUAACUACUUAUUUGUUUAAAUAAUUUUAGCAUGGACUUUUAAUAGACGUGCAUUUUAAUCUUUUGAUUGGUUGUAGGAGUUAUAGAAAUUAUGUACGCAUUGUUUUAUGGCCAUUGGAGUGGACUAA